AUGCCAGAACUGACGCACGGGGAAUUGAACGCUACGUUUGUUGGUGCAGAUCUCAAGUCUUGCUCACAGUACCGAGGGAUCAAAUAUGGGACCAUCAACAAGAGAUUCGAACAACCAACAUUGAAAGCCAACUGGAAUGGAGAAAGAGUUGACUGUCAGCGAUGGGGACCAAGGUGUCCGCAAAACAAAUAUGAUAUUGGUCACCUACUUCGAGCUCCGGAGGGAGAAAUGUUUUACGACGAGACCGAGGAUGAAUUCGAAUGCUUGAAUCUGGACAUAACUGUUCCUGCCAACACGCCAAAAGAUGCACGACUGCCUGUUAUGAUCUGGAUUCAUGGUGGCUCUCAAAUCGUCAGUUUCGGAAAUGGUGCGAGCAAAGCUGGCGAUACGACACGGAUUGUAGCAGAAUCAGCCCAACACUCGAAGCCGAUGAUUGUGGUAUCCGUUCAAUAUCGACUGAACAUGUUUCAUGUUGGAGACGGCAACGGCAACAAGAACUUCGGAUUCAAAGAUCAGCAACUGGCUAUCCAAUGGGUUCAUCGAUAUAUUGCUGGUUUUGGCGGUGAUGUCAAUGAAAUGACGCUGGCUGGAGAGAGUGCCGGAGCUGUGUUCGUACAUGGGUUGAUCGUGAGCGGAGCUCCUGUCAGGCGUGGUAUUCUCAUGUCUGGUUCUUUACACAUGUCACCACCACAACCAGAAGCCAGGGCAAGAACUAUGCUCAUAGAUCCGGUACUCGUAAAGCUGCAAGCAAAAGGAUACACGUCUCUCGAGGAAGCACCAGUUGAAGCAUUACUAGAAGCACAAGCUGAGAUACCGAUACCUUCAGUGUUUCUCCAAGACGAUGAGUGCUUUGAGAACUGGCAAGAAAACACAGGCAACAUAGAAGAGCUGCUGAUAGGGGACUGCGAGUUCGAGUCAGUCCUCUGGCGUAACGGUGUCGAAGCAAUGUCUGCAGAAGAGAUCGUAGAAUGUUUUGACAAAGCCGGAAGCUCCGGCAAACAGCUCAAAGAGCUCUAUCACAUCAACAAAACACGAGCACCGCAAUGCAGACACGGUGCAAUGGACUUUAUGAAUGACAUGCGAUUUGCAUUACCAGUACCACUGGUCAUGGAUGGGUAUACGAAAGAAGGAAAGAAGGCAUACAGAUACUUGUUCGACCAAGCAAAUCCGUGGCAGGCUUCAUCCCGGGCACACCAUGCGGUUGAUCUGAUCUACCUCUUUGGCGGGUUCGACAUGACAAUGAACGCAUCAGCAGAAGCGCUUGGCGAAGAAAUGAGGAGACGAUUCAUUUGGUUCAUCAAUGGAAAGGCACCAUGGACGAUACACAAGAUCAUGGCGUUUGGACCAUUGGGAGACACCAGGGAGAUUGAUGAUAGAGGGGUUGCAGCUCGCCGACGCACACGACAGAUAGAGGAGAUCAAGAAGCUCGAGGCUGGUGACGUGGCUGCGGCGUUUGGCAGCCUUGCAGCUGGAAGAAUCAGCUUGCACAACUAG
Molecule: messenger RNA, 1494 nt
Organism: Aureobasidium melanogenum CBS 110374
Lineage: Eukaryota; Fungi; Ascomycota; Dothideomycetes; Dothideales; Saccotheciaceae
Product: alpha/beta-hydrolase
Exons: 1
Coding region: 1-1494 (497 amino acids)
Source: RefSeq, a predicted model, not a curated record